ACAGCACCUGAACGCAGCACCGCCAGCUCCAAUGGCUCGCGCGGAUCGACGCGGCAGCCAAUCAAGCGCGUCUACGGAAAUUCCGUUGGGUCAAACCACCGUUAAAGCCUGUUCGCGAGCGGCGUAACGGCCACAGUCAGACUGACGUCUUUACACCGGAGCGACGAUAAUGGCGAACACGGAGCCGCUGCCCGACGACACGAACACAAGCUCCGCCGCCGCCGCCGCCGCCGCGGGCUGUCGCCGAGGCUGAGGCCGAUGUUGGAGCUCGAGGCUCGGUUAGAGGAGCAGAGAGGACGCGGCUCAGAUGGAGGCUUCAAGGAGACCGCUGUGAUGCUACGUAGGCAACUGGAAGAAGAAAAGGGCUUUUCUACCAUGAGAGAGUGUGUGUGAGCCGCCGAGCUCCUGCUGCCGCUCCUGCUGCCGAGCUCCUGCUUUAAAACACCUUUCUCUAUUUUUUUCACUCUCAGUUUUGCCCCGGGUUCUUCGGGUUUGUUUCCCCCGCUGUUGGCCUGACACAGCAGCGGCUUAGAGCGGCUGAAGUUGUGGGGAAUGGCAGGUCGAAGCCGCAGAGCCUGGUUCAGUGUUCUGCUGGGACUGGUGCUCGGGUUCACCCUGGCCUCCAGACUCAUCCUGCCCCGAGCCUCCGAGCUCAAGAGAGCCGGACACAAGCGCAGAGCCAGCCCCGCCGGCUGCGCGCUCACCGCGGCGCUCAGCAGGGAGCACGGCGGAGGGAUAUGGCCGCCCGGAGAUAACGGUUCACCGGUGACCGAGAAGCCUGGCUCCAGGUCCAACAACUUCCUGUUCGUGGGUGUCAUGACUGCGCAGAAGUACCUGAACAGCAGAGCCGUGGCGGCGCACAGGACUUGGGCGCAGACGAUUCCCGGUCGCGUGGAGUUCUUCUCCAGCGAGGGCUCCGACACCUCCAUCCCCGUCCCCAUCGUGGCUCUGCGGAGCGUGGACGACUCGUACCCGCCGCAGAAGAAGUCCUUCAUGAUGCUCAAGUACAUGCACGACCACUACCUGGACGGGUACGAGUGGUUCAUGAGGGCGGACGACGACGUCUACAUCCAGAGUGAGAAGCUGGAGAGCUUCCUGCGCAGCCUGAACAGCAGCGAGGCCGUGUUCCUGGGACAGACGGGCAUGGGAGCCCGUGACGAGCUGGGGAAACUGGCCCUGGAGCCGGGGGAGAACUUCUGCAUGGGGGGGCCGGGGGUCAUCAUGAGCCGCGAGGUUCUCAGGAGGAUGGUGCCCCACAUCCGAGAGUGUCUCCAGGAGAUGUACACCACCCACGAGGACGUGGAGGUGGGACGCUGCGUCAGGAGGUUCGCCGGCGUCCAGUGUGUUUGGUCCUAUGAGAUGCAGCAGCUGUUCUACGAAAACUAUGAACCAAACAAGAAAGGCUACAUCCGAGAUCUGCACAACAGCAAGAUCCACCGGGCCAUCACACUCCACCCCAACAAGAACCCGCCCUACCAGUACCGCCUGCACAGCUACAUGCUCAGCCGCAAGAUCGCAGACUUGCGACACCGAACCAUCGAGCUCCACCGGGAGAUCGUCCAGAUGGGGCGCUACGGAGCGGCCGAGCCCGGCAGAGACGACCUGCAGUUGGGAAUGCCGCCGUCGUUCAUGCGCUUCCAGCCGCAGCAGAGGGAGGAGGUUCUGGAGUGGGAGUUCCUGACGGGGAAGUACCUGUACUCUGCUUUGGACGGUCAACCCCCUCGCCGCGGGAUGGACUCCUCCCAGAGACAGGCUCUGGAUGACAUCAUCAUGCAAGUGAUGGAGAUGAUCAAUGCUAACGCUAAGACACGAGGCCGUGUCAUCGAUUUCAAAGAAAUCCAGUAUGGCUACCGGAGGGUCAACCCUUUAUAUGGCGCAGAGUAUGUGCUGGACCUGCUGCUGCUCUACAAGAAGCACAAAGGAAAGACCAUGACGGUUCCUGUGAGGAGACACGCCUACCUGCAGCAGACCUUCAGCCAGAUCCAGUUCAGAGAGGAGGAGGAGAUGGACGCCAGAGCUUUGGCCAGUCACAUCAACAAAGAGUCCGACUCCCUCUCGUUUCUGUCCAACUCCCUCAAGAUGCUGGUUCCCUUCAAACUGGCCACUUCAGGCCAGGACCAGCGGGAACCCAAGGAGAAGAAAGUCAAUAUCCUGGUUCCUCUGUCGGGCCGCUAUGACAUCUUUGUGCGUUUCAUGGCCAACUUUGAACGGGUUUGUCUGAUCCCUAACCAGAAUGUCAAACUGCUGAUCCUGCUCUUUAGCACGGACAACAACACAGAGCGGGUCAAGCAGGUGGAGCUGAUGAGGGAGUAUCACAUGAAGUAUCCUCGCACCGAGAUGGAGAUCAAGCCCGUCACCGGCUCCUUCUCCAGGGCUUUGGCUCUGGAAGUGGGUUCCUUACAUUUCUCCAAUGACUCGCUGCUCUUCUACUGUGAUGUGGACCUGCUCUUCACCAACGACUUCCUUCAGAGGUGUCGGGCCAACACCGGCCUUGGCGAGCAGACCUACUUCCCCAUCAUCUUCAGCCAGUACGACCCCAAAGUGGUUUACGCCGGGAAGGUUGCCAGCAGCAACCACUACGUCUUCACCUCCAAGACGGGCCUGUGGAGGAACUACGGCUUUGGCAUCGUCUGUGUCUACAAAGGAGACCUGGUCGCAGCCGGAGGCUUCGACACCUCCAUACAGGGGUGGGGCCUAGAGGAUGUGGACCUCUUUAACAAAUUUGUCCAGUCGGGGAUUAAGUUGUUCAGAAGUACAGACACAGGGAUAGUUCACGUCCACCACCCGGUCAUUUGUGACCCCAACCUGGAGGCCAAGCAGUAUAAGAUGUGUCUGGGCUCCAAAGCGUCGUCGUACGGUUCGGGUCAGCAGUUAGCCGAGCUGUGGCUGGAUAAGAACGACCUGAACUUCAGGAGACCGGCCAGUAACAACGGCUCAGUCAGGACAGCGUGAAUCUGAAGCUUCUUCUACAACCUAAUUUAUUUUUUACUGCAACUGAGACGACACAUGGACACUUUUGGAUUUUUUUUUUAAAAAAAAGAAAAAAAACAGAAAACAUUGUGAUGAAUUGUUGGCCACGUGGGCGGAGUCUGCGAUGUCCGACUGUGAGAGUUUUACCUCAGUGAAGAACAUAAAAUAUUCCAUUUUGUCUGCGAACUUUCAGUAGCAGCCGCACUCGCAACGGAACGGUUUAUAAGAAACAUUGAUGAGACGCAAAACGACCGCAGUGAUCGACGGUGAACGACUGCAGUGAAUGGUCAGUGAUCGACAGUGAUCGAUCGCAGUGAACGGUCAGUGAUCGAUCGCAGUGAUCGAUCG
Molecule: messenger RNA, 3318 nt
Organism: Solea senegalensis (Senegalese sole)
Lineage: Eukaryota; Metazoa; Chordata; Actinopteri; Pleuronectiformes; Soleidae
Gene: chsy1
Product: chondroitin sulfate synthase 1
Exons: 3
Coding region: 553-2952 (799 amino acids)
Cellular component (GO): Golgi cisterna membrane
Molecular function (GO): glucuronosyl-N-acetylgalactosaminyl-proteoglycan 4-beta-N-acetylgalactosaminyltransferase activity
Source: RefSeq, a predicted model, not a curated record